Molecule: messenger RNA, 402 nt
Organism: Arachis ipaensis
Lineage: Eukaryota; Viridiplantae; Streptophyta; Magnoliopsida; Fabales; Fabaceae
Source: RefSeq, a predicted model, not a curated record
AUGAGAAGGCAACACGGUAUGUCCCUGGAUGACAGGAUUGUGUCAUACUUCCAGAUGGCCGGUUUAUACUAUCUUGCAAGGCUGAACGAGACUUGGUUUAGAUUGGAUGAGCCACUAGUGAGUGCAUUCAUGGAGAGAUGGCAUCUGGAGAUGCAUACUUUUCACAUGUCAUUCGGGGAGCGCACUAUCACGGUGCAGGAUGUAGCAUGCCAGUUAUGGCUCCCGAUCGACGGUCAGUAUGUCAGCGGAUACCUCAUGGAUUUUGAGCGACAUAUCGAAGGUGGUAGUCCAGCAUGGGCAUGGUUCAAGGAGCUAUUGGGUGUUUUACCUCUCGCAAACUGCAUUGACAAGUUCAGGGUGAAGUGCACUUGGAUGCAAGAGACAUUUAGUGAGCUUUCGUAG